AUGAUCAGAUCAGCAUCAAGCCCUUUUUCUAUCCGUCCCAAUCUGUUUUGAAUGAUAUUGCAUCUGAUGCCUGGAAGAACACAGACGCUGCUCUCCUCUUCCAUGCUGAAGUGGAAAUCUCCGAAGAGGCUCAAGGGGACAAGGAUCCCCACGAUUACGACACAUUUCUCCAAUCAAGACCACAACGGAUGGAAGUAGAAGCCAUCCAACUCGUUACACGACUCCAACGCUCGCACCCCUCUGUGCGCUGUCACAUUGUGCACUUGACGGCCGCGGACGCCUUGCCCAUCAUCCGCGAUGCCAAAGCAGCCGGUCUCAAACUCACCGUAGAGACUUGUUUCCACUACUUGACGUUCAUCUCUUCGGACGUUCCCUCAGGACACCCCGAGUUCAAAUGUUGCCCGCCUAUUCGCGACGAGUCGAAUAGGGAGGAGCUAUGGCAGGCAUUGGCCGAUGGAACCAUCGACUUUGUCGUCUCGGAUCACUCUCCGUGCGUGGCGAGUUUAAAGAUGGUGGAUGAUGGGAAUUUUAUGAAGGCGUGGGGUGGUGUAUCGGGUUUGGGUCUCGGACUGAGUGCUCUGUGGACAGGUGCCAAACAGAGAGGUCACUCUAUUUCCAAAGUUAUUGAAUGGACGAGUCACAAUACAGCUGUCCAUGCGAGACUUGCGGAUCGAAAGGGACGGAUAGAAAAAGGGCUUGAUGCUGAUCUGAUCAUCUGGGAUCCAAAUGGGAAAACCGAG
Messenger RNA from Acaulospora colombiana, 740 nucleotides. The record is from the annotation of a GenBank genome assembly. Lineage: Eukaryota; Fungi; Glomeromycota; Glomeromycetes; Diversisporales; Acaulosporaceae.